Coregonus sp. 'balchen' is the source of this 2760-nucleotide messenger RNA. Lineage: Eukaryota; Metazoa; Chordata; Actinopteri; Salmoniformes; Salmonidae. The record is from the annotation of a GenBank genome assembly.
GCCGAAAGACAGUUCACCAGUCAGUUGUGAGUGUGUUGCGUUUGUGGAAGAGUGUGUGGAGCUCUCUAAUCGAUGCAGCUGGUACCCAGGUGGCAGGAUGGAUGCCCUGUUGUGGAGAUGUGUGCUGGGACUCCUCUGCACACCUGCAGUGCUCACCUGGACAGGUAUUGUGAGUUUUUAGUUGACCCUAAAUGGACAAUAAAGCUUCAGACUAAAAACAAGGAGGACCAAGGUGGCAUUCUUGUCUUCAUAAUAACAAAAUGUCUAAAACCUGGGCCCCUGUCUAUCUAUCUCUCUCCCUGCCAGUUUCCCAGAGCCCCAGUGCCGUAUCUCUGAUGAAGGUCAACUUCUCAGCUGAGAUCCACUGCUCCACAUCGCUACCCGACCCCACAGGCCUCUACCUCAGGGGUCGAUUCCACGGUGACAGAGAUGUACUGUACUUGUCGAUGGCUGACAGAGCAGUCAGUAGGAUCACCACCCACUAUGGGUUCAAAGGUCGGGUCACAGUGGUGUCAGACCAGGACCAGGAGGUCAAGCGGUGCUGUGAGUUCACACUGAGGCUGUCCCAGCUUGGGGUGGAUGACACAGACAGUUACUACUGCAGCUGGAGGUACUACGAUAGCCAAAGGAAAGUGCUGGUACAGCUGCAGAGUAAUGGCACCAUCAUCAUGGUCAGAGGUACAAACAUACUUUUUUUUAUUAAAGAAGAAGAAAUGUUAUUCAAUAGGGUUAGGGUGAAUUCCAUUUUUCAUUCAGACUGUCUUUCUCUUCCUGGAUUAACAAAGAAUUGGUAUCCAAUCAUUGUUCUAGAACUGUCUGUUCCACACUUUUUUAUGAUGCGGUGUGAAAAUAUCAAUCUCUGCGAUUUCAAUGACAUACCACAACUUUGUAUUGUAGGGUUUGAGUCAACCUUUGAUGAAACAUUGUCUGAACCUCAACUGAUGGAAGUGGUUUUAAUGUGGCUAGUACUAGCUAUGAUCAUGAUUAGUGCACAAGAUGUUAGAUAUUGUGUUCCGAUAUGUGCAAUGUGGACUCACCAUAUUCCUUUGAAUUUCUUUUGAAUUAGUUUUCCCUGAGCAGUUGACCAGGCCAGGAAAAACUCUGGGCAAGAGUCAAAGGAAUAUAUUGGGGGCCCAGAGAUUGUCAGGAAGACAUGAAGCUGAACCACUUCUUCUAAUUCCCUCUCCCCUCCAUACAGAGAGAGAUCCAGAGGAGUGCUUUGGUGGCGGUCAGACCAUCAUGGAACUCAUCUUGAUUGUGCUGAGUGGGACGACCUUCAUCGUCAUCCUCAUCCUCUUCAUCGGAGCUUGGAUGUGGCGAUGCACAAGGGUAAGCCAGUAUAAAUAAAAUAUGAUUAUGCUCAGUGUUUCCCCUAUAUGUGUUUAGCAGUAUGGCGCACUGCCACUGAUAAAUUGUGGCCGCCACUGCAAAAACAUUCAAAUAAUAAUUAUAAUAAUUUUUGGAAUGGUAAAACGUUUUCAGUGUAACGUUAAAUGACUCAAACGAAAUAUGAAUUAUGUAAAAAAACAUAAUGGAGCAAUAUAUUUUUUAAUAAGAUCAUCUUUGAGAACUAACAAUCACCAUUCUCAGGGAGAAUCUGAAAUUCCAAAAAGGUCAUGGCAUGGGUCCCCCAUUGAUUUUGUUUGAGUCAUUUCAGAUAGCAUAAGAACACGGCAUAGGCCAUGGCUAAAUUUGUAUAAUUGCAGGAAAUUAUCUUUAAAACUGAAAAUUCUCUCAGUCCCAUGGCAAAAUGUAUAGAAUUGCAGGAAAUUAGCUUUGAAACUGCACAUUUUCUCUCAGCCCCAUGACAAAAUUAAUGUGUAGAAUUGCAGGAAACUAGCUUUAAAACUGUAAAAUGUCCCCCCCCCUCAUAACUUAGUCUCUCUUUAGAUACAUAACAUUCUGGAUGAAGUCUAAGAUAAGUGUGAAUAUGAAUUUAAACAUCUCUAUGUUUUCCUACUUACCAAAAAGCACUACACACCAGCCAGGGUCAAUAGAAGACACCACCAUAACCAACACCAGCAUGUGUCCACAGCCCAGGCCUACUUCUUCUCAAGCAGCUCUCCAGACAAGGUCGACUUUAGAGGAAUACUGUAACAUUGAAGGAAUUGGAAGAAGUAAUUCUGCAAUUUAUGUAAUAAUUUACCUUUAGAGUGUCUAUGCAGUUAGGCCUACUGUCUGUUCUCACUAAUGGAAUGUUCUUUAAAUACCAUUUUCGGCUAGAUUUCAGAUAUAUUUUCAGACGUCUGUCUGAGCAAUUGUAAAAUUGUGCAAUCCAUAUUUUUUAUUAUAAUUAUUUUAUUUUUUGCCAUUUGCAUUGUUCUGCCAUUUCUAAAGUUGGUAGUUGUGCAUUUCUCUUCAAUGCAUCUUACAGAAAUGUCAGUGCAAUUAAUAGCGUGCAAUUCUGUGCCAAUUGUAAGCUACUGUUCUCAUCAGAUCUUUCUCACGAAAUGUCUGUGUUUCUCUUCUUUUGUGUCUCCACUUCCGAUUGUUAUGGAAUUGUCUAUGUUAGCAGAAAGACUCAUUCUAUGUGACUCAGUGACACAUACCAUACCACAUCCUGCAGUUUGAUGUCUGACGUGCUUUUCAGAUCAGAUGUGGGCUGCCUAAUGUGUGAACAGGUCAAUUGUUUAUUUUUUGCACAUCCAGCAGAUUUAAAAGAUGAAGUGUUUUGACAAUGUAGGCUAAUCUGUUUGAUUAUCCUACUCUUCAUCUGACAUGUCCUAAUGUGACCAAUGUCACGACUUCCUCCGAAGCUGC